Molecule: messenger RNA, 1877 nt
Organism: Mytilus trossulus (common blue mussel)
Lineage: Eukaryota; Metazoa; Mollusca; Bivalvia; Mytilida; Mytilidae
Product: acid-sensing ion channel 1A-like
Exons: 8
Coding region: 1-1587 (528 amino acids)
Biological process (GO): sodium ion transmembrane transport
Cellular component (GO): plasma membrane
Molecular function (GO): ligand-gated sodium channel activity
Source: RefSeq, a predicted model, not a curated record
AUGCCGUUCGUGAAAGUUCGACCAGCGCGCGAUAAAACAUCAAAGGAUUUUAGAAAUAGCAACAUCUCACAAAAAGAAGAAUUGAAAAACGAUCUCACAUGUACACCUUUAGGAAAUGAAAACAUCAUAAACAAAUUAAACUGUCAAGAAAAGGAGAUUUUAAAAUCGAGUACUAACUCGGUUAAUGUUGAGUCAUUAUGGAAAGAGUUUCGGGAGAACACGACUAUGCAUGGUCUAAAGCAUGCAAGGAGAGAAAACAAAUAUCAGCUAAGAUGGGUGAUAUGGAUAAUUGCCUUAUUUGGGAUGGGAUCUCUUCUGGUUUAUACGGUUUACACACUGUUUGCUUACUACAGAACCAAUCCAACAUUGACUAAUAUCAAUCUGAAAUUUGUCAGAGAAAUGUUCUAUCCAGCAGUGACAAUCUGCAAUAUGUCUCCAUACAAACUGUCUGCAGUCAAUGCAAGUGCGGUAAUGAUGUCCCAUUUACUACACAGUAGUCGUCUUGGAGUUGUACUACCACCUCUAGACUACACAAAUCCUGCUAACGCUGAAUUGAACGAUUCCUUGUCGGAAGAUUGGUUAGACAAUGUCUCUUUUGACCUAGAUGAUAUGUUUAUGUAUUGUGUGAAUGAACGACACGUCAUUGCCUGUAAAAACAUCCUUAAGGCCAAAGUAACCCAAUGGGGAAAGUGUUUUACCUAUAAUGCAAAUGAAAACUUACCACAAGAAGGACGAGUGAAGGGUAGCAUGACUGGAUCAGCGACGGCCCUGACCUUCUACAUUGAUGUCAAGCAGAACGAGUAUGUUUUCAAUACUAAUAUGGCGGCUGGUGUCAAGAUAAUCCUACAUGAUCCUGAAGAAGAACCAGACGUCAACAACAAAGGUUUUAUAUCAUCACCAGGAAUGUCGACCUAUGUCUCCAUGAAAAUGACGAAGUAUAAAUAUUUGCCUGCACCGUAUAAAGCUGGAGGUGACCAGUUUUGCCUCGAUACAAAAGCGCCUGGAUUUCAAAAUACAUUAAAAUAUCAACAAUUCUAUAGCAGAACAGGAUGUCAGUUAGAGUGCAGAAGAGAUUUCAUAGUUAAUCAAUGUGGUUGUAGGGCAGUAACAGAUCCAGGAAAUGAAACUUUGUGCUCACCAAUCCAGGCUGCCACAUGUUAUUACCAGAAUGAAGUUGAAUUUGAUUCAAACGCAGAGCUAAAGGAACAAUGCAAAUGUCAGAUUUCCUGUGAGUUCACCACAUUUGACCAGUCGAUAUCGACUUCAACGUCUCCUGCUGAUGUUUACUUUCCAAUACUCCAAUCAAUGGGCUAUACAGAUAUAAAAAAUAACAUUUUGGAAGUAAGACUCUAUUAUGAUUCGUUAAGCUAUUUGCUCGUGGAAUCUAUCCCAGAAUACAACACAGAAGACAUUGUAGGUAUUCUGGGAGGACAGAUGGGAAUAUUUUUAGGAGCCAGUUUGCUGACAUUAUCAGAGCUAAUUGAAUUUGUCAUACUGUCUGUAGCUAUGGUUAUGAAAAAGUGUUACCGCUGUGCAUUUAGAAAAAAGAAUGAACAAAAUGAACAGGAUUUGUCACAAUAUUACUAAAUCAAUGCAUUAAACGUUUAAAGUCAUAGAUGAAAUGGAACAAAGAAUAGGUUUUUAUAAACCAAAAAGCUAUUGAAAUAUCCCUUGAUGCUAAGUUAGAGACUGCGUUUUUAUACAUUUGAACAAUUUUGUCGUGUUCAGUUUGAUGGUAAAAAAAACAAGAAUGUUGAGAGCAAGUUACUUUACCAGCAAGUCUAAUUUGAUUGCAUACAUCGAGAAACUAUUCACAUUUUUAACAUGUUCAUAAGAGACUUAUUUCAAUAUCAAUACUGAAACAUGAAGUAAUAUAU